Messenger RNA from Culex quinquefasciatus (southern house mosquito), 3495 nucleotides. RefSeq lists its product as uncharacterized. Gene Ontology annotation, molecular function: aspartic-type endopeptidase activity. The record is from RefSeq and is a predicted model, not a curated record. Gene Ontology annotation, biological process: proteolysis. NCBI's taxonomy places the organism in Eukaryota, Metazoa, Arthropoda, Insecta, Diptera, Culicidae. The transcript is spliced from 7 exons. Bases 1 to 3495 code for a protein of 1164 amino acids.
AUGGUGUUACACACGCCAAUGAAGCAGCCCGUGAAUACAGAUGAAGUGAAGUCGCUGAUUCAUCAGCGGGGACAGGUCAAGGGAAAAGUGACGAGAAUUAAGAGUGCCCUUGACGAAGCCAAAAAGAACCCGCAGAGGAUAACCAAGGCGACGCUGAAGGUGUACGAGAAGAAGCUGGAAGCGCACUACCAGGAGUACGUGUUGCGCCAUCGUGAAGUGAUCAAAGCGGUUGACAAGAAGGAGGAACAAGAUGAUGUGCUCGACGUGUUUGACCAGCUUCACACCGAAACGCUGGUGCUGGUCGAAGAGCUGAUGGAGAUGUUUAACCAGCCGGUCGCUGGACCGGCCUUCCAAGUCGGUGCCAACGGAGUGGCGCCUCAAGUGAUCGUGCAACAGCAACCUCUUCGAGCACCGAUACCGAGCUUCGACGGGCAGACAGAGAAUUGGCCAAAGUUCAAGGCCAUGUUCGAAGACCUCGUCGGUCGCACCCGCGAUUCCGACGCCAUGAAGCUGCAUCACCUCGACAAAGCCCUGGUCGGUGAUGCAGCUGGGUUGAUCACCGCGAAGAUGAUUCAAGACAACAACUACGAGCAAGUUUGGAAGGAGAUCAGCGAGCAGUUCGAGAACCAACGUGUCAUCGUGGAUACGCACAUCGAUGGAUUGUUGCAGCUCAAGCCAAUCACCAAGGGAAGCUACAAGGACUUGCAGGCGCUUACCAAAGCCUGUGAUCGCCACGUCGCCGGAUUGCAGUACCAAGGACUCGUCGUCGACAAGCUGUCAGGACUUAUCAUUAACAAGCUAGUGGUAGGGUGCUUAGAUGAUAGUACUAGACAGCAGUGGGAAAGGACGCAGAAACAAGAAUCUCCUAACAGUCCCCCGUCCACUACACUGAGUCAGAACCUGCAGCAGCAAACCCCUCUCAACUCUUCAUGUUCAUCCAACCAUUCCCAGAGUUUGAAAACUGUGAUGUUGCUGACGGCUCUUGUCCUGAUCGAGAAUGAUGGAGAUCCCGUUCCUUGCCGUGCGCUUCUUGAUAGUGGUUCGCAAGUGAACUUUCUCUCCGAGCGGAUUGCCGACAAGUUGAAGGCCCCUCGUGAGUCGCUGUACGUUCCGAUCGCUGGUGUAGGUGGGUCAAAGAUGUAUGCUAGGGAGAAAGUCAGGGUUACCGUUCGUUCGAGAUACUCGGCCUUCGCCGCCAGUAUCGCAUGUCUGGUGGUUCCAAAGGUGACUGGAAUCAUCCCCGGAUCGAAGAUUGAUGUUUCCUCCUGGUCGAUCCCAGUGGGAAUCCAACUUGCGGAUCCAGAGUUCAAUGUCCCCGAUAGAAUUGAUAUGUUGAUUGGUGCCUCCAUGUUUUUCAGCCUGCUUAAGUCAGGACAGCUGCACCUGGUAGACGGUCUGCCAGAGUUGCGCGAAACUCAUUUCGGCUGGGUAUUUUCCGGUGAAAUCGAGAAUUCUGUGAACCAUUCACACAUCGCGAACAACGCUUCGUUGGAUGUGCUGAAUCAAACAAUUUCCAAGUUUUGGGAGGUCGAGGAUCUUGCCGAUCCAACGCCCCCACCCUCUGAUGUUGAUGAAUGUGAGAAGUUGUUCGUGGAAACGCAUCGUCGUUUACCGGCAGGUCGAUUUGUUGUUAGAUUACCGUUUCAUGAAGAUGUUUUAGGGUUGCCAGACAACCGUUCGCUCGCUCUUCGUCGGUUCCUGCUGUUGGAGCGCCGUCUCAACAGAGAACCAAGUCUGAAGCAGCAGUAUGCUAAGUUCAUUGAUGAGUAUGAAUCCCUUGGUCAUUGUCGUGAGAUUGAUGAGUCCACGGAUGUAGACCAGCAUCGGUACUACAUGCCCCACCACGCCGUCCUGAGGCCGACGAGCUCGACCACGAAACUGCGAGUAGUGUUCGACGCGUCGGCCAAGCAAGGUUCUACGGCGAAGUCGCUCAACGAGGUUCUCCACGUUGGAAAGCCGGUCCAAAUGCUUAUCGACUCGUCUCAGACGAGGUUCCAGAGAAUUCUGUGGAGGAGUGACUCUUCAAAGCCGAUUCGCGUGCUGGAGUUACAGACGGUAACUUACGGUACAGCAGCUGCCCCGUUCCUCUCGACCAGAUGUCUAGUUCAGUUGUGUCAAGAUGAAAGAGAGAAGUUUCCGCUAGCAGCCGAGGUGGUUCGUGAUGAUUGUUAUGUCGAUGAUAUCCUUUCCGGUGCUAGUUCCGCUGACGAAGCUGUAGUCGUCCAGCGGCAGAUUCGAAAGAUGCUUGAGUCUGGAGGUUUUCGUGUCCACAAAUGGAGCUCGAAUUGCCAGGAAGUGUUGAGUAGUGUUCCCGAAUCUGAUCGCGAGAAACUUGUGUGUCUCGAUCAAGGAAACGAGGUCGUCAAGGCACUGGGUCUGACAUGGUGUCCCCAGUCUGACGAAUUUAUGUUCGUGGUGCGUCUUCCAAAGAUGUCACCGAAUUCACCAAGCGAACUUUACAUGCAGAAGUUGUGGUUGAUUGAGUUGCCAUGGGACGCUAAGGUCGAAGGAGAUCUUCUGGCGUCGUGGUUGUGUUUCCGUAGAGCCCUCCCCAAGGUUAGUGAAAUUCGGAUUCCACGCUAUGUUAUCAGCCCGUCGACUGUCGCGAUUGAGCUUCAUGGAUUUUCCGACGCUUCCGUUGUUGCUUACGGUGCAAACAUUUACGUCCGGUGCAUCUUGUCCGACGGUAGAGCUCAACUUCGCCUCCUCUGCAGCAAAUCCAGAGUUUGUUCGCCCAAGAAAGAUCUCAACAUUCACCGCAAAGAGUUGAUGGCGUGUGAACUGUUGGCUCGCAUGAUGGUUAGAGUUCUCGAGACUGUCAAGUUCAAGUCCGAGUUCUGGGAAGGCCCAUUCUUCCUGAGAAUCGAAGUGUAUGAUGAGGAAAUCCCCCCAGAAAUUCCAGAUGAUGAACUCCCCGAGUUGAAGCUUGGUCCGAUCAUUGCAACCCCAGUGUUCAAUGAAGACCAGCUUCCGGAGUUUACAAGGUUCAGUUCGUUCAGAAAGCUGCAGCGUGUGAUGGCAUACGUGCAGCGUUUCAUCCAAAAUUGUCGUCAGAAAGAUCCGUCUUGUCAAGUGUUCAUGAUUCACCCAACGAUCCCUGAGUUGCGCGCUUCGCUGGAACUGAUCGUAAAGAUUAUUCAGCACGAAGCACUCAGUGACGACAUCCACCGUGUUCAGAAUGACGAACCGUGCAAGAAGAUUGCAGGUUUGCACCCGUUCUACCAGGACGGUGUCUUGAGAGCUCGCCCGAAGGUUGCUAGUCAGUUGAUGGGAAAUCUUCCUGCAUAUCGUGUCAACCAAGCUCUGCCGUUCGAGGUCACAGGUGUGGAUUACGCAGGUCCAGUUUAUGUCAAGGAAGGUCGAUACAAGCCCAAGAUCGUAAAAGCUUACAUCUCGGUGUUUGUCGUCGAGGACUUCCCCGAGAAAUCCACUCCGAUAACGGAACCAAUUUCUGCGGAGCGAAAACCGAGCUACAUGAGCUCUAUGAAUUGUUGA